Clupea harengus (Atlantic herring) is the source of this 3312-nucleotide messenger RNA. It is a transcript of the gene ints4, whose product is annotated as integrator complex subunit 4. The record is from RefSeq and is a predicted model, not a curated record. Lineage: Eukaryota; Metazoa; Chordata; Actinopteri; Clupeiformes; Clupeidae. Gene Ontology annotation, biological process: snRNA processing. Gene Ontology annotation, cellular component: integrator complex.
AGAACACGCAAGACAAACUGAACGAUAUCAUGCAAAUCUCGUUUUGUAACUACAAGGUGUAAUAGCAGAGGUCGGCACACUGUUGUCACUCGGAUGAUGGCAGCCCAUUUGAAGAAGCGAGUUUACGAGGAAUUUUCCAAAACUGUAGUACAGCAACAUCCCCUCGAAGAGGUCCCAGCUAAAAAGCUUCGAUUAACCAAGCCCAGCAAGUCUGCUGCGCUGCACUUAGACCUGUGCAAAGCCACCAACUCCACGGAUGCUCUGCAGUAUCUACUACACUUUGCCCGCAAGCCGGUGGAGGUAGAGAGUGUAGAGGGUGUGAUACGCAUUCUUUUGGAGCAUUACUAUAAGAAGGAAACUGACACUUCGGUGCGGCUGAAGAUCGCCUCCCUUCUUGGAUUGCUGUCUAAAACACAAGGGUUUACCCCUGAUUGCAUAGUGGAUGAUGCCAUAAGUACACUUAACAAUGAGAAGUCCCAUCAGGUUCUAGCCCAGCUGUUGGACACCCUGCUUGUCAUUGGCACCCAGCUUCCAGACAGUGUGGCCAUCACCCAGAGACUGAUAGAGGUGGCAUGCAAGCACCUGUCAGACACUUACUUUGGAGUGAGAAACAAGUGCCUUCAGCUUCUGGGCUGCCUUGGGACUGUGGACAAGCCUUUGACCAAAGACAGUGAUGCCACAACUGGACUACCAGGAACCCCUAUCAGAGACGUUCAGAGUGUCAUCAGUGAUUACUUUGCUGAUCAGGAUCCAAGAGUGAGGACAGCUGCCAUCAAAGCUAUGUUGCAACUUCAUGACAGAGGGAUGAAAAUUCAGCAGACCAUCUAUAAUCAGGCCUGUAAGUUAUUGAAUGAUGACUAUGAGCAAGUCCGCUCAGCUGCAGUGCAGAUGGUGUGGGUUCUAAGCCAACUUUACCCAGAGAGCAUUGUCCCCAUCCCGUCAUCAAAUGAGGAGAUCCGUCUGGUGGACGACUCUUUUGGAAAGGUCUCCCACAUGGUCAGCGAUGGAUCAUGGGUUGUCAGGGUCCAGGCUGCCAAGCUUUUGGGGUCUAUGCUUCAGGUUAGCCCCCACUUCCUGGAACAGACACUAGACAAGAAACUGAUGUCAGACCUUCGGAGGAAGCGUACAGCCCAUGAGCGGGCCAAAGAACUUUACGCCUCAGGAGAGUUCUCCUCCGGCCGGAGGUGGGCAGACGAUGCCCCAAAGGAGAGGGUGGAUACCUCCGGGGUGAACCUGAUUGACUCGGGGGCCUGUGGUGCCUUUGUGCAUGGCCUGGAGGAUGAAAUGUAUGAGGUGAGGAUUGCAGCUGUGGAGGCCCUCUGCUCUCUGGCUCAGUCCUCUGUCAGCUUUGCGACGAAGUGCCUGGACUUCCUUGUGGACAUGUUCAAUGAUGAAAUCGAGGAGGUGCGUCUGCAGUCCAUCCACGCGCUCAGGCAAAUCUCCACUAACAUCACCCUCAGGGAGGACCAGUUGGACGUGGUGCUUGCUGUGCUGGAGGACUCUUCUCGGGACAUCCGUGAGGCCUUGCAUGAGCUGCUGUGCUACACAAACGUCUCCACUAAGGAGUGCAUCCAGCUGGCACUUCUGGAGCUGCUCAAGAAUCUCACCAAGUACCCCAGUGACCGCAACUCUGUGUGGAAAUGCCUGAGGUUCCUUGGAGUGCGUCACCCUACACUGGUGUUACCCCUUGUUCCUGAGCUUCUGAGCACCCACCCAUACUUUGACACUCCGGAACCAGAUAUGGAUGACCCAGCCUAUAUUGCUGUGCUCGUGUUGGUCUUCAACUCAGCCAAGGCCUGCCCUACCAUGUCGGCACUGUUCUCAGACCAUACUUUUCGACACUAUGCCUACUUACAAGACAGUCUCUCACAUCUGGUUCCUCAGCUGCGGCUGCCGGGCAAGAAGCUGAUAUCUGGGUUGGGUUCGGAGGUGUGUGGGCUCGUCUCGGGCAGUGUGGAGUCGGCUCGCCUCUUCCUGCAGGACAGCUUGGCCCGCGUCAGUAUGCUCCAGAGCCUGGAGGCGCCAGGAGCCCAGGACCUGCUCGACUUCACCAUUAGGGAUCUUCAGCGGCUGGGGGAGCUUCAGACUGAACUAGCUGGCUCUGCAGACUUCUGUGCCACCUACCUGCGCUGCCAGCUGCUGCUUACAAAGGCCCUGCAGGAGAAGCUGUGGAGUAUGGCUGUUCCUCUGUGCCUAAAGCAGAAUGCAAUGGCAUCAGCUGCUGUGAAACAGAUCCUGGAAGAGACAUAUAAGCUGGAGUUCCUGUACAGCGGACUGGAGACACGGCAGGUGGCCACCAUUCACCAUGUCCGCCUGCAGGCCAAAGCCUUACAGCUGGUCCUGACAGCCCGUACCAAACGAGGGGUUGACCCCCUCAUCAGUGUCUGUGAGAAGUUCAUCCAGGAGGUGGAAUCAUUCCAGAGGCUCUUUAUGUCUGAGCUGUCCCACUUCCAGGACAGUUUUGUGGAGAAGCUGCUGGAGCUGAUGCCCAGACUAGUGGCCUGUAAGCCGCUGGACCUGGUGAAGAUCCUCCAUACCACCCUCAGACAGAGUGGCUUCCUGCAUCUCAAAAUCCCUGAGCAGAUCCACCGCGCCUCUGCCAUCAUCAUCGAGCCGACAGGAGAGUCAGACAACCCGCUGCGCUUCACAACCGGACUGGUGGUAGCCCUAGACAUUGAUGCCACGUUGGAGCAUGUGCAGGACCAUCAGAGCACAGUCAAAGUCGAGGUGUUGUAUCCAGAUGGACAGGCCCACAUCAUUCAUCCCAAACCCGGAGACUUCAGGCACCCUGGGCCUGGGCGUGUCCGCCUCAUCACCCAGGUGUACCUCUCCCACUCUGCCUGGACAGAACCCUGUCAACUUGAGGUGAGGUUAUUGUUGGCCUACAGCUCCAGCACCUGCAAGCUGUCCACCCCUAAGCCUGCAUGGAAUGAGAGCACGGAGGGGCUUCCUCAAGCUGAAAGCUCCAUCGAGGGCACCAUCCCGCUCAGCAAGCCUGUUAAGGUGUUCAUCAUGCCCAAACUGGCCCGCCGCUGAAACCCGUGGCUCUGAGCUGAGUUUCAGCUGGGACAAUAAACUAGAGACAGCUGGGUUUAUGAGAGACACUCAUGAAACUCAAUGGACAAAUACAGCUGUGCUUACUUGCACUGGCAUCCCCUUAACGUGUGUAGUUUUUUUUUUUUAAAGCCUUUAUAGAUGUUUCAUUUUUAUAUCGAUGCAAUAGUAGCCUUUGAAUCAAUGGUCAAAGUCAAACUGCACAAAAUAAGAUUUUUAUUUGUUAACUGGUCAAAUAAACAAGUACAGUAAAACUUU